Messenger RNA from Durusdinium trenchii, 8488 nucleotides. The record is from the annotation of a GenBank genome assembly. Lineage: Eukaryota; Dinophyceae; Suessiales; Symbiodiniaceae.
AUGUCCUUGCGGCUGCUCAAGAAGCAAGUCGAGGGCAGUUCAGGCCCAGCGCCAAGUUCUGCCACAUCUGGCUGGGGCGCAAGGCGGCCAGCCAACUGGAAGGCGCCGACUGGUGGAGGUGGCGGCGUCUACCAGGGCAAAGGCAAAGGCAAAGGAAGAGGUAGGGGAACCGGAGCUUUCCUCGAAAGCGUUGGGGAGGCGCCUGCCGAAGAUGUUGAUGAUGAUUGGGCUGCUCCUAAUGCCGAGGAUUGGGGUGAGGCGCCUACGGCCUUGCCCACCGACGAGGAGGCUUUGGGGCCUCCACCGGGUCUGGAAGCGGUGCUACAAAAUGCACACCUCCAGCAUCACCUGCAGGCUGCUCAGGACUGGUGCAAGACAGAAGGUCAUAGUACACUAGACGAAGUCCUUGACUUCUUCGAUGACUUUGCAGAAGCGCUGGGGCUGAAAAUUUUGGAGAAGAGGCGCCUCUUGGCAAAGCUCCAAGCUGCACAGGCUGAACCAAUGGCCGCCCCGCCGCCAGCCAAGGAGGUUGUGGGCUUGGAAGAGUUGCUGGAAAAGGCCGCGCUGCAGCGGUGUCAGACAGCAGCCAGUGCCUGGUGUGCAAAGAUGAAGGUGCAACGAUUGUCAGAGGUGGCCGCCCAGCAAGAUGCAUUCUUGGCAGAUCUUCAACUGAAGCCAAUCGAGGAGAAGCGGCUACGGAAGUUGCUGCAGGAACACCUCCAGACACCUGCUGCCACAGCCGCGGUCGCCGCGGCUGCUCCUGCUGCAGUGUCUUUUCAGCCAAAGAUCGAGGAGCUGCUUCGAGAGGUGAAGUUGCCGCACGCCGAAGCCACCAUCGCAUGGUGUCAGCAGCAGAGCAUUGGAAGCUUCGCCGAGCUUGCGAGUCGCCUUGAGGAGUUCUCUAUCCAUUUGGGCUUAAAGCCUCUCGAGGUGAAACGCCUGAGGAAGGCUCUCGAAGCAGUGCCGGAAGCGCCAGCGCCUGCGGAAGCCGCUCCCACCACGAAGGCGACGAAGGCUGAGCUAGAAGCGGAGACCUCCGAGGACGUGAAGAAAUUGCGAGCUGAGCUGGCAGCGCUGCAAGAGCGGCUUUCAACAGAGCUGGAGGCUUCCAAGUCUGAGGCUUCAAGUUGGCAAGCUCGCCUCUUGGAACUCCAGAGUCAAGAAGAGGUUUCCCAAAGAGAAGAGGCAACAAAGCUCAAAACAUCGCAGGAGGAGAUGGCAAUCAUGGAGGCGCAGGUCGAGACGCUGCAAAAGAAUCUUGAGGAGGCCAAGACCGAGCAGGCGCAAGCCAAAGAAAGUGGCGAGCAAGUGCGGACAGAGGUUGAGGAGGCCAAGAGAAAGGAAACCCAUCUGCUUGCAGAGGUCGAGCGAUUCCAAGCUGAAGUGGCUGAAAGAGUGGAGGCCAUGGCAAACAUGCAGGAGCAGUACAGCUCUGAGCUCAAGGAAGCAGUGGAAGCCUGUGACAAAGAACAAUCCCAAGCUCAAACCCUCACAGACGAGAUUGCAGAAGUGCGCGGACUUCAUGGAGAGGAGACUGAGAGGUUGAGGCAACUCCAUAUGGAAGAGAUGAAAGAAAAGGAAUCGAGCUUCGCCAAGGCCUCGGCGGAUGCUUCUGGGUUGGCUGCGGAGAUGGAGGCCUUGCGGUCUCAGCAUGCGGCCGCCGUGGAGCGUGGCGAUGGCUUGGAAGCAAAAAUGAAGGAUCUGGAAGUGGAGCAUCUCCAAAGAAUUGAACAUCAUGACAAGCUCACAGAAGAGGUGUCUCAGAAAGCCGCCGUGCGUGAAGCUGAGCUUCGCACACAAGUGGCGCAGUCUGAAGAGGAAGCUGCCAUGGUGUCUCGUGACCUGGAACAGUUGAAGGUGCAACUGGAAGGCGAGCUAUCAGAAGCGAAAGAAGAAUCCGAUCAAAAGAGGAACAAGGUAGAGUCACUAAGCGAAGAGAUGCAGCAGCUGGCUUCCAAACAUUUAGAGGCGUUGGAGGAGAUGCGUCGUGCCCACAGUGAGGAGGUCCUGAGGAAGGAGGCCGACUUCGCCAAGGCCUCGGCCGAUGCUUCUGGGUUGGCUGCGGAGAUGGAGGAACAUGUGGCCGGAUUGACCACAGAACUAGAGCGAAUCCGCUCAGAGUUUUCUGCAGAGCAAGAAGUCAGAGAGUCAGAUGCAAAGGAGGCAGCGUCAAGAGCAGAGGAAUUGAAUGAAACGAUCCAGAAGCUUCAAGAUGCUGUUGCUGCAGAGGCCAGUGCCCGUGAAAUGCAGGAGGAGAAUGCCACAGCCAGAGCGGCUGAAUUUCAAAAGCAGAUCCAGACACUCGAAGAUGAACAUGCAACUGCAGUGAAAGAGGCGGAAGCAACAGAAGCUAAAGCCCAGGAGAAUCUUUCGGAGACCAGUUCCCAGCUCGAAAAAGCAAGAGCAGAGCUUUCUGCAGAACAAGAAGCGAGAGAAUCAGAUGUGAAGCAGGCAGAGUCAAGAGCAGAAGAACUGAAUGCAACGAUCCAGAAGUUGCAGGAUGCAGUGGCUGCUGAAACUACAGCACAUGAGGCCAAAGAAGAGGAUGCGAACGCAAAGGCAGCUGAGCUCCAGACUCAAAUCGAGAAGCUCCAAGAUGAGCGUGCGAUAGCAGUCAAAGAGGGAGAAGAAGCAGGUGCCAAAGCCCAAGCGGACUUUGCAGAUCUAACCUCUCAGCUCGAGAAAGCUCGUUCUGAGUUUGCUGCAGAGCAAGCAGUCAGAGAGUCAGAUGCAAAGGAGGCAGCGUCAAGGGCAGAGGAAUUGAAUGAAACAAUACGGAAGCUUCAAGAUGCUGUUGCUGCAGAGGCCAGUGCCCGUGAAAUGCAGGAGGAGAAUGCCACAGCCAGAGCGGCUGAUCUUCGAAAGCAGAUCCAGACACUCGAAGAUGAACAUGCAACUGCAGUGAAAGAGGCGGAAGCAACAGAAGCUAAAGCCCACGAAGCUCUUUCGGAGACCAGUUCCCAGCUCGAAAAAGCAAGAGCAGAGCUGUCUGCGUCACAAGAAGCGAGAGAAUCAGAUGUGAAGCAGGCAGAGUCAAGAGCAGAAGAACUGAAUGAAACGAUCCAGAAGUUGCAGGAUGCAGUGGCUGCUGAAACUGCAGCACAUGAGGCCAAAGAAGAGGAUGCGAAAGUAAAGGCAGCUGAGCUCCAGACUCAAAUCGAGAAGCUCCAAGAUGAGCGUGCGAUAGCAGUCAAAGAGGGAGAAGAAGCAGGUGCCAAAGCCCAAGCGGACUUUGCAGAUCUAACCUCUCAGCUCGAGAAAGCUCGUUCUGAGUUUGCUGCAGAGCAAGAAGUCAGAGAGUCAGAUGCAAAGGAGGCAGCGUCAAGAGCAGAGGAAUUGAAUGAAACGAUCCAGAAGCUUCAAGAUGCUGUUGCUGCAGAGGCCAGUGCCCGUGAAAUGCAGGAGGAGAAUGCGACUGCCAGAGCAGCUGAAUUUCAAAAGCAGAUCCAGACACUCGAAGAUGAACAUGCAACUGCAGUGAAAGAGGCGGAAGCAACAGAAGCUAAAGCCCAGGAGAAUCUUUCGGAGACCAGUUCCCAGCUCGAAAAAGCAAGAGCAGAGCUUUCUGCAGAACAAGAAGCGAGAGAAUCAGAUGUGAAGCAGGCAGAGUCAAGAGCAGAAGAACUGAAUGAAACGAUCCAGAAGUUGCAGGAUGCAGUGGCUGCUGAAACUACAGCACAUGAGGCCAAAGAAGAGGAUGCGAAAGCAAAGGCAGCUGAGCUCCAGACUCAAAUCGAGAAGCUCCAAGAUGAGCGUGCGAUAGCAGUCAAAGAGGGAGAAGAAGCAGGUGCCAAAGCCCAAGCGGACUUUGCAGAUCUAACCUCUCAGCUCGAGAAAGCUCGUUCUGAGUUUGCUGCAGAGCAACAAGUCAGAGAGUCAGAUGCAAAGGAAGCAGCGUCAAGGGCAGAGGAAUUGAAUGCAACGAUCCGGAAGCUUCAAGACUCACUCGAAACAGAGACAAGUGCGCUGCAAGUCUUGGAAAAGGAUAUGGACCAGCAAACACGCGAACUGACCCAGAAGGUGGCCAGUUGGCAGUCUGAACACACCGAGGCAGUGGAGAAAGCUGAGAGCAUGGCAGCAGUUGCAGCGCAAGAAAAAGCAGAGCUUCAGCAGUCAGUGGAGCAGUGGCGCUCCGAACAUGAGGAGGAAGUUUGCUUGAAACAAGCGAAGUCCAAGGAUGCUGAAUCUUUGUCAGAGCAGGUGGAGCAGCUGCGACGGGCCAAGGAGGACGAAGCACAAAGUGCAGAGUCCAGGAUGCACGAUAUCCGCCAGAGAAUGGAGGAGCUGCAGCGACAGCAUGCUGAAACUCUUGAGGAUCAACGGAAAGAAUCUGAGCAGGCUCUCCAGAUACUUACUGCAGAGCAGGAGGAGGAGCUACAAGCAGAAAAGCAGAGUCUUCAACGGCAGGUGGAACUCACCCGUCACUUUGAAGCUGAGAAGGUGCAGCUUUGCAAAGACCUUAAGGAGACUCAGGAAUCGUGGCGCAGAGAAGAAUCUCAAGUCGAGGUACUGGGAGAAAAGAUCCAACGGAUGAGCUCGCAGCACACUGAGGAGAUGGAUAGGAUCAAGCAGACAUAUUCCAAGGAGGUGGAACGCAUGGAAGCUGAUUUUGCUAAAGCUUCCGAAAAUGCGUCAGGCCUUGCGGCUGAUAUGGUUCGUGUUCGAUCAGAGCAUGCUGAAGCAGUAGAACGUGGUGACAGGCUGGAGGCAAAAGCAAUGGAAGACGCGCAGACGAUGCUGGCGCAACUUGAGAGAGCAAGGUCGGAGUAUUCAGCAGAGCGUCAGGGGAGGGAGUCCGACGCAAAUCAGGCGUCAACAAGAGAAGAAGAACUGAAAGAAGCAAUCCAGAAACUCGAAGAUGCACUUGCCACGGAGGCGAGAAGCAAGGAAGCGCAAGACAAGGUGGCCGUGGCAAGAUCUGCUCAGCUCCAAACUCAAAUCGAAAAGCUUGAAGAUGAACAUGCAGCAGAAGUGAGAAAGAGUCAAGAAGCAGAUGCCAAAGCCCAGGGGGAUAUUGCAGAGCUAACCUCUCAGCUCGAGAAAGCUCGUUCUGAGUUUGCUGCAGAGCAAGAAGUGAGAGAGUCAGAUGCAAAGGAAGCAGCGUCAAGAGCAGAGGAAUUGAAUGCAACGAUCCGGAAGCUUCAAGACUCACUGGAAACAGAGACAAGUGCGCGGCAAGUUUUGGAAAAGGAUGUGGACCAGCAAACACUCGAACUGACAAAGAAGGUAGCAAAUUGGCAGUCUGAACACACCGAGGCAGUGGAGAAAGCUGAGAGCAUGGCAGCAGUUGCAGCGCAAGAAAAAGCAGGGCUUCAGCAGUCAGUGGAGAAGUGGCGCUCCGAACAUGAGGAGGAAGCACUUUUGCGACAAACGGCUGCGAGCAAUGCAGAACGUCUUGCCACUGAGGUGCAGGAUCUACACGCGAUAAAGGAAAGGGAGCAGCAAGAAGCCAACGGCCGCAUCGCCGAACUCCUUCAAGAUUUGAAGGAUCUCCAAGGUAACUACAGUGAUGCAACUGAAGCGCAACAAAAGGCGGCGGAAGAGGCCCAGCGUGAUGCGCAGAACUUCUCGGAGAGGAUCGCAGCAUUGGAGUCGGAGCUUGACAGAGAGCUUGGCAAAGGUGUGGCAUUGGAAAGCUCCUUGGAGGCUCAUGCGAAGGAGAUGGAUGCCUUGCGCGCCUCCCUUUCGGCUGGUGAAGAGAAAGCAAGCAAGGAUGAAGAGUUGGCGAGUGCGGCACUAGCUGAGCUGCAAGGACAGCUUCAAGGCACUGAGACCGCGAAGGACGAGGCGGCGGCCGCGGCGGCCAAGCUCCAGGAGGCUUUGGACAGUGCCAAAGAGUGCGAAGCAGAGCUCCUGGGACAUUUCCAGGAGGAGAAGACAGCAAAGGAGCGGCUGGACCUGGAGAAGGCGCAGCUUAGCUCGGAGCUCUUGGAAGCCACGCACGAGCAAAGCGCGCAGAGGUCGCGCUUGCAAGCAUUGAAUCAAGAAUUGACUGAUCUGACUAUGCAGCAUGCAUCGGACUUGAAGGAGCUGAAGGAGGAGCACGAUGCUGCUUUGGAGCGGAAGGAGGCCGACUUCGCCAAGGCCUCGGCGGAUGCUUCUGGGUUGGCUGCGGAGAUGGAGGCCUUGCGGUCUCAGCAUGCGGCCGCCGUGGAGCGUGGCGAUGGCUUGGAAGCCAAGAUGAAGGAAGAUGUUGCUGGGCUAGCUUCCGAGCUUGGCCAAGUUCGCGCGGAGCUCUCCUCCGAGCGGGAGGAAAGGCAUUCUGCUGCAGCAGACGCAGCUGCUGCAGCCUCCGCGGCGGAGCAUCUCAAUGCGACGAUUCAGCAGCUGAAAGAUGCGAUGGCUGUGGAGACAGAUGCCCGCCAGGCAGAAGAAAAGGAUGCCAGCGCAAGAUCUGCCGAGCUUCAGGAAGAGAUUAUCUCCUGGAAACAGGAGCAUUCAGAAGCGGUAAAGAAGGCAGCAAGUCAGGCAGACCAGGCAUCACUUGAGAAGACAGAGCUCCUAGAAGAGGUUCAGGGGGAGCGCCUGCAGCAAGCCAAAAUGAAAAGCGAGUUGGAUGAGAAGGAUGCCAACUUGGAGGAAAUUCGUCAGCAACAAGCCAGCCUUGAAGCGGAGAGGCAGAAGGCCGAAAGGGUUGUCGAGGGCCUGAAGAAGGAGCUGGAAGAGAUGAAGUCUGAAAUGGCUCAGGCAAACGAGAAGCAGAAGGCUUCAGCCUUGGACGAAAAAAAUGCCAAGGCAGCCCUCUCUGCAGAGCUUGAGCAACAAUCCCAGAAGUUAACUGAAGCAAACGAAGAGCUGGCCCAGGAGCAGAGCAAAGUGCAGGAGUCCCAGCGAGAGGCGGCUAGCUUGAAAGGGGAGUUGGAAAAGCUCCAAAGCUUGCAGAAAGAGCAGGAGGAGCAGAGCAAGAAGGAAAAGGAGCAGAGUGAGGCCGCAAAUUCGGAGAUUGUUGCCGAAGCGAAUUCUUUGAAGUCCGAGUUGGAGGAGCUGAGAGCAAUGACAGCCAAGCAGAUGGAAGUGAUGAAGGCAGAGCUGUUGGAAGCCCAGGCUGCUCCACCAACGUCACAAGCUCCAGCGGCUCCAGCCGCUCCACCAGCUCCAGCCGCUCCGCCUCUGACAGCCGCUGCUCCAGUGGCCGAGGCCCCAACGUCAGAGGCUGAAGAAAAGGUCGGAGCUCCGGAGGCAGAUGAAGCUGGCGAAGGAGUGGCUGACUUGCUCUCGGCUAUGAAGGAAGCAGGCCUAGGAGAGCAUGCUGAGAUCGCAGAGGAGUGGUGCAGAGAACAGGGUGCCGAGCUGCUCUCCGAGGUGAUUGAGUUCUUUGACGACUUUGUGGCAGGCGUAGGCCUCUCGACCGAGGAGCGCGAUCGGCUGUCGAACCGCUUGGGUGUAGAGGAUGAAGAUCUCAAGGAGGCCAAACGCAUCGUGGCAGAGGUGGAGGCAGAGAUUGCAAAGCUCAACACGGAAUCGAAGAAGACUUCGAAGAAGCAAAAGGGACCUUUGCUGGCAAGAAUAAAGGAAUUGGAGAAUGAGCCCAACUACCUGGCGGCCCAGCGCUUCGUGGCCGACCCAGCAGCUGAGCGCGAGCGGAAGCGCCAGGAGCUGCUGCGACGGCUCGAGGCCAAGGCGCGGGAAGCGGUGGCCGACCGCGACCUGCCCAAGGCCACGGCCGCGCUGGCGGAGUUCCGGGCUGCCGGCGGCAUCAGCGGCAACGAGGCCGGCUCGCUGGCCGCGGAGCUGGCAGCGCUGCGCUCCGAGCUUGCGGCCGAGAAGCGGGACCCCGAGGAGCAGCGGAGGCGCAUGGAACAGAGGAAAGCUGCGAAGAAACGAGGCUUUCAGUUCGACCCGCCGGAGGGUGCCGAGGCGGAGCCGCCUCGCCUCGUGCGGCUGAAAGUGGAUCCGGAGCUCGGUGCAGGCUUCGACGCGCAUGCUACGUGGUACGGCAUGGUGAUCGAAGAAAUCGAUGAUGAGUCGGGUCAAGAUGGUUUGGGGCCUGGAGAUUGCAUCUCUACAAUUGGUGGCAAGUCUUUGCAGGAGAUGGAGGACUGUGAGCCGGUGUUUAUCGACUGCUUAGAGGAUGGGGUGGAGGUUGAGGUAGAACCGAAAUGUCAUGCCAGUGGCACAGUACCCGUUGGAGCCAAAGAUGUUGAUUGGACUGCCUUGCAAGCAGACCUUGCCAGCUUCGGACCAGAUUACCAGGUGGACUUCAAGCUCUCGCCGGACAAGAAGCAGCUCCGCAUGAGCGGCCCACGAGCCGCAGUGAUUGCAGCAAGGGAAGAUGCGACGCAGGUGCUGGCCACCUACUUCCCUGCUUGAGCUGCUUUUCCUGGCCAUGCUCCUCAAACAGAUGUUCCCCGACCACAGCUGUCCGUGUGACGCUUCUCACAGCGCGAGGGUAGAAGUUGAGUUUAAAGUUGCAUCCAAAGACCAAGAGUUUUCCGACCUUAAUGACUUGCCGUUACCUGGGCAUGUAGACGCUGGCAUUGAACAGAGC